Protomyces lactucae-debilis is the source of this 669-nucleotide messenger RNA. Its product is annotated as exosome complex exonuclease RRP40. Gene Ontology annotation, cellular component: nuclear exosome (RNase complex); cytoplasmic exosome (RNase complex). Gene Ontology annotation, molecular function: RNA binding. Lineage: Eukaryota; Fungi; Ascomycota; Taphrinomycetes; Taphrinales; Protomycetaceae. Gene Ontology annotation, biological process: CUT catabolic process; TRAMP-dependent tRNA surveillance pathway; nuclear polyadenylation-dependent rRNA catabolic process. The annotation marks the transcript as partial. The transcript has a single exon. The record is from RefSeq and is a predicted model, not a curated record.
AUGUCUGUCGUCCUACCAGGAGCUGCUCUCGAAGCUACACAAUCAAAAUCUGCCCCUCGUAAGUUGGGGCCCGGUCUCCGCGCACUGCCAGACGGCCCAGUCAUCGUCGUUAAGGCAGGCAAGUUACACACCACCAAUAACGGUGUCCCCUUCGUCGCAUCCAGUCAAAAACGCUAUGUCCCAGCAUCACAAGACAGUGUCAUUGCGCAAGUCACGGCGCGUUUCGCAGAGGGUUAUCGAGUCGAUCUUGGUGGCGCAUUGACCGGUUCUUUGGGUGCUCUAGCCUUUUUCAACGUCAAUCGCAAGAACAAGCCAAAUCUCGUGGUUGGAUCGUUGGUCUAUGCGCGUGUCGUGACGGGUGGCUCAGUCAUGGAACCCGAGAUUGAGUGUAUGAAUGCAGAGGGGAAAGCAGGUGGUUUCGGUGAACUCAAGGGUGGGUAUCUCAUGAAGGGCUUGUCCACAGGUUUAUGCAGACGUCUACUUGCACCCAAUAAUGUCGUGCUUGAGAUGCUCGGCGCGCAACUAUCGUUUGAGCUGGCUGUUGGCCUCAACGGCAGAGUAUGGGUGAAUGCAGAAGACACAAAGACCAUCUUGCUCGUGCGCGAUUGUAUUCUACAGACCGAGACCAUGGUCGAGCACGAAACACGAUCGCAUAUCAGAGCACUCCUC